GCUGCAAAACACACAUAUACAUCUGGACUCUGGAGAGAGAGAGAAAGAAUAUGGAUAAUAAUUUGGCACUAUGUUUUCGUUUCUACCCGACGGAGGAAGAGCUGAUUUCCUUUUAUCUACGUAACAAGCUAGAAGGAACGAGACCAGACCUGGACCGGGUUAUACCCGUUCUCGACAUUUACGAGAUGGAUCCAUGGCACCUCCCACAGUUUUCAGGAGAACUGUGUCGUGGAGACCCAGAACAAUGGUUCUUCUUCGUGCCAAGACAAGAGAGGGAAGCUCGUGUAGGAAGAACAAGCCGAACCACCUGUUCCGGAUACUGGAAAGCUACAGGUUCUCCAAGCUACGCUUAUUCUUCAGGGAAUCGGAUCAUUGGAAUGAAGAAAACCAUGGUGUUCUACAAAGGAAAAGCUCCUAGUGGAAGUAAAACUGAGUGGAAGAUGAACGAGUAUCGAGCUAUCUUAGGUCAUGAAGCCUCUUCUUCUUCAAAUAGUGCAACUCCAAAUCGAAUUUUACGGCACGAAUAUAGUUUGUGCCGUGUGUACAAAGGAUCGGGGAGCUUGCGAGCAUUCGAUCGAAGGCCCUCCUCCUCAGGAGUCACGACAAGCGAGAUGGGAAUGCAUAAUGUACACCAAGCUGCUUCUUCUGGAGUUGGGACGACCGGUGGAAUUGGGGAAAUGGCGACCACAUCUCAUCAUCAGAACCCAACAAAAUUGGAGUAAAGCAGAUCACAGGACAGUUCAUCUUCAGGUGGCCGAGAUAAUGUUCAUCCCCUUCCCACUGGUGAAAGUACCGGUUGGGAGAUUUUCGAUGGUGAUCUUCAAUCC
Messenger RNA from Telopea speciosissima, 827 nucleotides. Its product is annotated as NAC domain-containing protein 90-like. The transcript has 3 exons. Gene Ontology annotation, molecular function: DNA binding. Bases 51 to 722 code for a protein of 223 amino acids. Gene Ontology annotation, biological process: regulation of DNA-templated transcription. Lineage: Eukaryota; Viridiplantae; Streptophyta; Magnoliopsida; Proteales; Proteaceae. The record is from RefSeq and is a predicted model, not a curated record.